ACAGCUGUCGUCCGCUUUUCCUUUCUUAACCUUAUUUUCAGUUAACUGAUUUAUUGUGUAGGGAUGCCGAGCUUCCAUGUUGUUGCUUUGUUUUCUCUCCAGUGAUGGGAAUUAACCGCACACACUGAGUUUUUGGAGUUCCUGUCACUAUACGGUAUGUUUGCGAGUUGCCCUCCGCGUGCUGUUUGACCACAGCUGGAGCGCGAGCGCUGUUCGCGGUGCUGAAAGCCUCACGAGCCGCGAGGAGAGCAGAGGUCUGCAGCCUCUGGAGAGACAUGAGGAUAAAGAAGCUCUGUGUGGCGGGCUUCUUACUCGCCUGGAAACUAGUGCUGUUACUCAGCGUGGGUCAGUGUAAGGAGGUGGACAAUGCUGCGAGGGCACGGCAGGUCCCAAUGUCUCCCUCUGAUUUUCUCGACAAACUGAUGGGCAGGACAUCUGGGUACGAUGCCAGGAUAAGACCAAACUUUAAAGGUCCUCCAGUCAACGUCUCCUGUAACAUUUUCAUCAACAGCUUCGGCUCCAUUGCUGAAACCACCAUGGACUACCGUGUGAAUAUCUUCCUCCGUCAGCAGUGGAAUGACCCCAGGCUCGCCUACGCUGAAUACCCAGAUGACUCUCUGGACUUGGACCCCUCUAUGUUGGACUCCAUAUGGAAACCUGACCUGUUCUUUGCCAAUGAGAAGGGGGCCCACUUUCAUGAAGUCACUACAGAUAACAAGCUGCUCAGGAUAUUUAAGAACGGGAAUGUUUUGUACUCUAUAAGACUAACAUUAACUCUGUCAUGCCCCAUGGAUCUAAAGAACUUCCCCAUGGAUGUUCAGACCUGUAUCAUGCAGCUGGAGAGCUUUGGUUACACCAUGAACGACCUGAUAUUUGAGUGGCAGGAGAACGGACCAGUCCAAGUGGCCGAGGGCCUCACGCUCCCACAGUUCAUCCUCAAAGAUGAAUCAGACCUCAGAUACUGCACAAAGCACUACAACACAGGUAAAUUUACUUGCAUCGAAGUGCGGUUCCACCUGGAGCGUCAGAUGGGCUACUACCUGAUCCAGAUGUACAUCCCCUCUCUGCUCAUCGUCAUUCUGUCCUGGGUCUCCUUCUGGAUCAACAUGGACGCUGCCCCAGCCAGAGUGGCACUGGGCAUCACCACCGUCCUCACAAUGACAACACAGAGUUCAGGCUCCAGGACGUCACUGCCAAAGGUCUCUUAUGUGAAGGCCAUAGACAUCUGGAUGGCAGUGUGUCUUCUCUUUGUCUUCUCUGCGCUGUUGGAGUACGCUGCCGUCAACUUUGUGUCGAGGCAACAUAAAGAGCUGCUGCGAUUUAGGCGGCAUCACAAGAGCAAGAGCAAGAACAGUGGAGGUGCAGUUGAUCCAGAGGAGCUAGCUGCCUCCCUCCGUCGUGUUAAUGUUGACAACGGCCUCAAACCAACAGACCCUCCUUAUGGAUCUAUGAGCAACAUCUACACCAGCAACCACAGGGAAGGGGAAGCACAUGAGAGCAGACUGACCUCCACAGCAGCGGUGACCUCCACUCCCAGCAACAGCAAGGACAUGAAGGCCAGCACCAACAAUACUGUUACUGUAGUGAACACCCCAGGAGCCACAGCAAACACGGCCCAGAAUCCACCUGGAGCAGCGGCAGGUGGAGGGGGUAAAACCACCGAAGAAAUGAGGAAGUUAUUUAUCGACAGAGCCAAAAAGAUUGACACUGUGUCGAGGGCCGGCUUCCCUCUGGCCUUCCUCUUCUUCAAUAUAUUCUACUGGGUUCUUUAUAAGAUACUCCGACAUGAAGAUGUACAUAAGCAAUAGAGAGAGAAGGAGUAUGUGCACACACACACACACACACACACACACACACACACACACAUCACUUCAUUAUCUACCUUUAUUUCCUUUUCCUGUAACCAUGACCUUACCCUGACCUUAAGAAGCAUUCAGGAUGGCCUCACCUCUUCAGAGAUGUCCUGACUCUGAAGGCGUAAAGCUCAUAUCAGUUGUCACAAACAAUGUACAAAAACAGGAUCAAGAAUUAGUAAAUCAAAGAGUGCAAACUCUGCAGUGGCAGAGUGAUGAGAUUAUUUUUCCUCUGUAGAUUUACAGCAGGGUGCUCUCUAAGAGAUACUGACUGUGGGGAAUAUCUGAAUCUCACAACAUCUGAAAGUAGAGUUGAUUAUUUACACAUAUUGACAGUGUCUGAAUUCAGUACUCAUUCAUAAACAUAUUCUGCCAACACGUUUUCACUCCCAACUCGUCACAUACUGAAGCUUGGUCAGUGGCCGUACACAUUGCGUUGAUAUUGCUCGUUACAUGCUCUGUCUUUUCAAAAAUACACCUCUGUUUUCACAGGAAAUGUACAGUUUCUGCUCGAUAAGAAAUGCAUAUAGUCUCUUUCCAAAAUAAACUUGCAGCAUAGGUUCACUUCCUCAGGUUUAGGCAACAUGCCUUCCGGUUUGGCUUUAAAUAAGUACGUUUGUUACCAACAUAACUUAAGCUUUGAAAGCCUUUGUUGACAUUGCAUAGGAAUACAACAGAUUUAGUUGUGACACUCAAGUGAUGGGUUCCAACAAAGAACAUAAAAAUCCAAGAAACAGUGCAUUGAGUGAGGAUAAAAUGUGCAAUAAAUAAAUAAAUAAAAAGUAUUUAAAGUGCAGCAAAGUGCUUAGUGGAUGGCAGAAUGGCGAUAGUAA
Molecule: messenger RNA, 2686 nt
Organism: Epinephelus moara (kelp grouper)
Lineage: Eukaryota; Metazoa; Chordata; Actinopteri; Perciformes; Serranidae
Gene: glra3
Product: glycine receptor, alpha 3
Exons: 10
Coding region: 276-1808 (510 amino acids)
Biological process (GO): chemical synaptic transmission; signal transduction; regulation of membrane potential
Cellular component (GO): neuron projection; synapse; plasma membrane
Molecular function (GO): transmembrane signaling receptor activity; transmitter-gated monoatomic ion channel activity; chloride channel activity
Source: RefSeq, a predicted model, not a curated record